UUACAGUAAUUUUAAUAAAUUGCUACAAUAAAGAUUGUGUUUAUCGAGAUAUUUAUAUACGGUAGGUUACACAUAUUCUAGCCUAGUGUUUUACGUAAUCUCACGGAAAUGGCUUCUCGUUUGAUACCAAUUCUUCUGCUGUGUUCUGUCAUAGGUACCGCCUUUGGCAAAACUCGCAUCGUCGGCGGACAGGAAACUAGCAUUGAGAGGUACCCGUCGAUAGUCCAGGUUGAUUUCUAUAGUAUUUGGACAGCAACAUGGAGUCAGUCAUGUGCUGGCAACAUCAUCACUGCGAAAAUCAUGUUAUCCGCAGCGCAUUGCUUUGAGGGAACACUCGCAUUGGCCAUAUACCGUCGUAUCAGAGCUGGAUCGACCAAUCGUAACACUGGUGGCGUGGUCCAUGACGUGGACUCUGUCCUCAACCACCCCGCUUACGGCAUAGCGGCCAGAUACGACGCUGACAUCAACCUGGUCAGGCUGAGAACUCCCCUCGUAUACACUCCUGUUGUCCAGAGAGUCACCAUCAUCAGUCACAACUCUGGAAUACCUGACAACUCCGCAGUUACCCACGCUGGUUGGGGAACAACCUCGUCGGGAGGACAAGCGUCUCCGAUUCUGCGAGAUGUCGUCAUCUACGUCAUAAACAACCAGCUCUGCGCCGACCGUUACGCGCAGCUGUUCCCUAACAGUGUUUACAGAGUGACUAGAAACAUGAUCUGUGCUGGACUCUUGGACAUCGGUGGUCGCGACGCCUGCCAGGGUGACUCUGGAGGUCCUCUCUACUACGGCACCUUGCUCGUUGGUAUCGUGUCGUGGGGACACGGCUGCGCAAACGCCACAUUCCCCGGAGUCAGUACAUCUGUCUCGGCGUAUACUAAUUGGAUUGUUAGCAAUGCUAAUUAAUUUAACAAUACCUAUGCCUCUAUGGCGCUUGAAAUAAAUGUCUGCUGUGCAUCA
Leptidea sinapis is the source of this 957-nucleotide messenger RNA. Its product is annotated as trypsin, alkaline C-like. Lineage: Eukaryota; Metazoa; Arthropoda; Insecta; Lepidoptera; Pieridae. The record is from RefSeq and is a predicted model, not a curated record. Gene Ontology annotation, molecular function: serine-type endopeptidase activity. Gene Ontology annotation, biological process: proteolysis. Bases 109 to 903 code for a protein of 264 amino acids. The transcript has 4 exons.